GCGAGUCUAAGGGUUAUGAGACCGAGUCAGUUGUGCCCCCGAAUCCAGGUUCAGCGCCCAUUGGCCGGUAGCGGGCGGGGAGGCGGAUCCCGGGUCUGCGCUGCCGAGGGAACCCCUCGACUCAGGGUCCGUCGCCUCGAGGUCGGUUGUAGGAGUCGAGCAUAUGCAGGGGUUUUGCUCGGACUUGGGAUUCAUCGAUGCCGAUCGGCGUGAACUUCAUUGCUUGGGAUUCAUUCCCCGGAUUGCAGUUAAAUAGCUGGGGCUCCCCCCAGGAUCAGGGCCCACUGUUGGGAUUCAGGGCUUUAGCGUCUAUAAGCGUAAGAAUGUAACAGUUGGGAAUCAGGGAGUUUGGGGUUUUUUUGAAGUUGGGGACCUAAGAGAUCUAUUGCUGAGUUUCCGAGUUUGCUGAAUUUGUUUAUGGCCAGAGGGAAGUCUGUUGGGUCAAAUUGUGUAAGGUUUAGGUAGCAAUUGCCAUCAUGCUCAAAGCUGUGAUCCUGAUUGGAGGCCCUCAAAAGGGGACUCGCUUCAGGCCUUUGUCUUUUGAGGUGCCCAAACCCCUGUUUCCAGUGGCGGGGGUCCCUAUGAUCCAGCACCACAUUGAGGCCUGUGCCCAGGUCCCUGGGAUGCAGGAGAUUCUGCUCAUUGGCUUCUACCAACCUGAUGAAGCCCUUACCCGGUUUCUAGAGGCUGCCCAGCAGGAGUUUAACCUUCCUGUCAGGUACCUGCAGGAAUUUGUUCCCCUGGGCACAGGAGGUGGUCUCUACCAUUUCCGGGACCAGAUCCUGGCCGGGGGCCCUGAGGCCUUCUUCGUGCUCAACGCUGACGUCUGCUCUGACUUCCCCUUGAGUGCCAUGUUGGCUGCCUACAGACGCCAGCCUCACCCUUUCUUGCUGCUUGGCACCACGGCUAACAGGACACAGUCCCUCAACUACGGCUGCAUUGUAGAGAACCCGCAGACGCACGAGGUCCUGCACUACGUGGAGAAACCCAGCACGUUUGUUAGUGACGUCAUCAACUGUGGCAUCUACCUCUUUUCCCCGGAAGCCCUGAAGCCUCUUCGGGAUGUCUUCCAGCGGAACCAGCAGGAUGGGCAAUUGGAGGACUCUUUGGGCCUGUGGCCAGGGGCGGGCACCAUCCGCCUGGAGCAGGAUGUGUUCUCAGCCCUGGCCGGGCAGGGCCAGAUCUACGUCCACCUCACUGACGGUAUCUGGAGCCAGAUUAAGUCCGCAGGCUCAGCGCUCUAUGCCUCCCGCCUCUACCUGGGCCAGUACCAGCUCACGCACCCAGAACGCCUGGCCAAGCACACCCCUGGGGGUCCACGAAUCCGAGGAAACGUUUAUAUCCACCCAACAGCUAAGGUGGCCCCGUCGGCAGUGCUGGGCCCCAACGUCUCCAUUGGGGAGGGGGUGACCGUGGGUGAGGGUGUGCGGCUCCGCGAGAGCAUUGUCCUCCAUGGAGCCACGCUGCAGGAGCACACGUGUGUUCUGCACACCAUCGUGGGCUGGGGGAGUACCGUGGGGCGCUGGGCCCGUGUGGAGGGUACCCCCAACGACCCCAAUCCCAACGACCCCCGAGCGCACAUGGACAGUGAGAGCCUCUUCAAGGAUGGGAAGCUGCUGCCUGCCAUCACCAUCCUAGGCUGCCGGGUCCGGAUCCCAGCUGAGGUGCUCAUCCUGAACUCGAUUGUUCUGCCCCACAAGGAGCUGAGCCGCAGCUUCACCAACCAGAUCAUCCUCUGAGGGGGGCUGCCAGGAGGCCCCCACCCCCCAACUCCCAGCUCCCAGUCGCUCCCCUUGAGGCUGCCCCCUGCUUGGCCGGCCUCCAUCCGAGAGGACCAGAGGAGAGGAAGCCGGGCAGGAUCGCCACAGGCCAGGAGCGCCCUGGGUGGCCGGGGGACUCCUGGCCUCUUCACCCUCUAAUAAACCCCAGUGAACCUUGGAGCCA
Molecule: messenger RNA, 1944 nt
Organism: Nyctereutes procyonoides (raccoon dog)
Lineage: Eukaryota; Metazoa; Chordata; Mammalia; Carnivora; Canidae
Gene: GMPPA
Product: GDP-mannose pyrophosphorylase A
Exons: 13
Coding region: 477-1739 (420 amino acids)
Biological process (GO): biosynthetic process
Cellular component (GO): cytoplasm
Molecular function (GO): transferase activity
Source: RefSeq, a predicted model, not a curated record